CACCAAAAUAGCGGCCAUGGCAGAGACCGUUGACGUUUCCUAUUAUCUCGGGGCACAGGCGGCGGAGAUUGGAGCCAUUUUGGAUGUUCCAUUAUCCAACGGGCAGAUUGUCUCGAUCAACUUAGUGGAUGAGCUUCCAGACGACCCUGUAGAGUUGGAAUCGUUUUUAGAAGGAGAGAACUGUUCGAAAAAGUACUGGAUCAGCGUAGCUAGUGCCUAUGCACAAUUAGGAAAGCUAGAAGAAGCACUUCAUAUUAUCCAAACGGCGUUGGACAAAAAUCCUGCUCAUUUUUCUGAUGAAGACAACAAGCUGUUCCAUUCUUUCUUGGUUUGGCUCUAUUUUAAGUUCGUUUCUCAUGGGAUCGACAAGGAAAACUACUUGAAGAAAGCUGGCUCUGAAAUCAACAGUCUUGCUCAACGUAUCCGAGCUGAUAACUCAACGUCCACAACCAAUUCUACUUCGAAUUUGUUGUCUCAAGCUGUAUUGCUUUUGUUCAACGGCAGAGAUGAUGAAGCGUUGGAUAUCUUUGACAAGAUUUUGCGCAUUGAUCAGAAUAACUGUUUUGCACUUUUAGGUAAAGCUCGUGCCGUCUUAAACAAAACCAAGAACUAUGCGGCUGCUUUGAAGUUGUACCAGCAGGUCCUCAUCUUGAAUCCUGUGAUAAAGCCCGAUCCCAGAAUCGGCAUUGGGUUAUGUUUUUGGUUCUUGAAGGAUGACAGAAUGGCGGUUCAGGCCUGGAACAGAGCCUUAGAGAUUGAUCCGACCAAUUUGAAAGCCAAGGUGUUGUUGAACUUGGCCAACUUCCAAAAGACGUUCAUCAACUCUUUGAGUGACGAUGAGUUCUUGGAAAACUACAAGUCGUGUUUAUCACAGUUGGCUAGUAACCAUAAAGAAAGCCCUUCAGAAUCUUCCAUUCUUUUAGCAUUGGCAUCGUACUACUUCUCCAAAGAGAGUUACGAUGUAGUUAGCAGUAUAGUAGCUAAAGUAGUCAAGAACAUGACUGGGGACGAGAACUUGACUCGUUUCAAUAGCUUCAGUAAGGUCUCGAAGUACCAGUCCAAUAUCUUGUCCGAGUGUGCUGCCUGGUUGGGUCGUAUUGAAUUCGUCAAAGCGAACUUUACGCCCGCCUCCAAGUACUUCCAGGAAGCUAUCAAGUUGAACGACGCCAAUUUGCUUGCCAAGAUCGGGUUGGGUCAGUCUCAAUACAAUCGUGGCUCUAUUGAAGAGGCUGUGAUGACAUACGAAUCAAUUUUGAGAAGUAACGUCAAGUGUUUAGAAGCUAACUACGCAUUGGGCUUACUCUAUGCAAAGCAGAAAUCAAGAAAGAAGCAACAGGCAGCCAUUCAGAUAUUGGAAAGGUACAUUAGAUUGUCCAACAACUUGGGCUUAUCUGCCAGUCAUAAAGAUGAAGACGGUUCGGAGUUCUUGAACAAGGAACCAAUUACAUUGAAUGCGUAUUUGGUGUUAAGCAAGCUUUAUGAGACAACCGAUAUCAACCAGUCCUUAAACUACUUGAAUAGGGCAAUAGAGUCAAGAAAGCAGAUUGGCAAGGAUGUUCCUUUGGAGGUAUACAACAACAUUGGGGUGUUCAAUUUCAUGAAACAGAACUACGACGAUGCUGCCGCUCAUUUCCAAACAGCUCUUGAUAUCGUCAAGAACACUGACCAGUUUGUCAGUGCUGACGGAGAUGUCAUGGUAGACUUGCCAACCGAUUUGAAAAUCUCGUUGACUUACAAUUUGGCCAGAUCCAAGGAGAUAUCGAAUGAGUCUGAGGCUAUAGACAUCUAUGAGCUGUUGUUGGCAGAGUGUCCUAACUACUUCUCGGCAAAGAUCAGAAUUCUUUUCUUGAACUGUGUCACUUCUCACAAGCUCAGCAAGGAAGAUAUUAAGGUCGAGAUCGACCAGUUGUUGGCUGUGAACGCCUCAGACUUGGAGAUUAGAUCCUUCUAUGGCUGGUUUGUCAAGAACUUUGGCAAGAAGUUGGGAUUAGCACCAGAUGCUGAUACAAACCACCAAAAGGAUACGUUAGUGGAAUAUGAUUCGCAUGACUGCUAUGCUUUGAUAUCGCUAGCCAAUAUCUACUGUAUCAUGGCCAGGGAUGUGAAAUCAGGCCUGGAAGACAAGAAGAAGAAGUACUAUGUAAGAGCCGUAGAGUUGUUUGCCAAAGUGCUAUCUGUGGAUCCAAAGAAUGUCUAUGCUGCACAGGGUUUGGCUAUAGCAUACAUUGAGAACAAAGAUUCCGUUAAAGGAUUGGAGAUCUUGAGAAAAAUCAGAGAUUCAUUGAACGACAUCUCCAUUUAUUUGAACUUGGGCCAUGUAUUGGUAGAGUCCAAACUGUAUGGCAAAGGUAUCGAGAAUUAUGAGCUUGCCUUGGGCAGAUUCACAGACGGAAAGGAUUCGCGUAUUCUUUCCUUCUUGGGAAGAGCAUGGUACUUGAGAGCCAGUGCUGAAAAGAACUUGAACUUCUUCAAGAAAGCCAUAGAGUAUACCGAGCUAGCCUUGGACUGUUCUACUGGGCCCGGUUCUUCUAUUAGAUUCAACUUGGCAUAUCUUCAUUUCCAGAUAGCUGAAUUGAUCACCAAACAGCCUGUGGGCCAAAGAAAGAUAGAUGAGAUCGAGGCUGCUAUUGCUGGUUUGGAAUCAGGAGUAGCAAUCUUGAACGAGUUGUCUUCUGAAGACGAAAAGCACCCACCUUAUCCUAAGGCUGAGUUGAAAGCCAGAGCCAACUUGGGAUCGACAACGUUGUUGAACAGAUUGAACGGAUGUCUUGAAGAAACGAAGAACAGCAUUGCUGCGAUAGAAGAGAAGAUUGAAGUCGCCAAGAAGUUGAGAAAGGAAGAAGAAGAGGAAAAAGAGAGACUUGAAAACGAAAGACUUGCAGCCGUUAAGGCCAAGGAAGAAGAGCUUGCUAAGGAAAGAGCAAUCUUGCAAGAACAGGCUCAGCAAUGGGCCGAAGAAGCCAGAAUGAAUAUUGUAGUAGAAGAUGACGAAGACGAGAAACUCUUUGACGAAGAGUCCAACAAGGACAAGAAGGAGAAGAAGCCCAAGAAGGUCACAAAGGGUGCCAAAAAGAGAAGCAGAAAGAAGGCUGUUAUUGACGACAGUGAAGAAGAAGAGGAAGAAGCCUCUGCUACUGACUCGGACGUUGAAGCCAGCUCUCCCAAGAAGAGGAAAACAGAAGAAUCAAAACCUUCUUCGAAGAGAGGAGGAAAGAAGAGCUCUCUUUCUUCUGAAUUCAUUGCUGACAGCGACGAAGAGUUGGAUGAUGAUUUGUUUAACGAGAAUGGUGAGGAGGAAGAAGAGGCUGAAGCAUCUGGUGCUGAGGAAGAAAACGGAGAAGUCAACGGCCAGGCUGCUGUCAAAGAUGAUGAUGAAUAGUUGUACAUUACUGAUCUAUAAGUAUUAUAAUCUAAGAUACAUGUGUUAUAUUAGUUACCAGACGAUAAUGAUGUUGUAAAUCAGUUAACCGAAUGAUGACCUGUUUAAAUAGCCUAACGAAAUCAUGAAUUUGUACUGAAGUGAACCAAGAAAUGCCGUAGGUACGUUAAUUAGUCACUUCAUUGUAUACAAGUUAACCAUAUCAUGAAUCGUUAGCAAGAGUCGGUAGUUGCAUCUCAUUAAAAGUCGUUGUGAUUUCAUUAAAGUAGACUCUAUGGAGAGUUCUAUUCUCUCCACCAUCUUCUCAUGUGUUUGUUGCUCUCCGAUGUCAUUUUGAGUAAUUUCUUCUCAAACUCAUCUAGUGUAUAUAUGAACUCGUUGUUGAUUUGUUUGUUGGCGUUUCCAGCAAAAUUGCUGAUCUCAUAGGAUCGUUCUUUCAACAUUGCCAUAGCCAAAUCUACGAGUUCUUCAUUAUCGAACAUGGAGCACCAUUUUUCCACCAUCUUAUAGUAAUUUGGAAGAAGUUUGUGCAAGUCAACAGCAGUAGGAGAAGUCUUAAUGGCGUUUUUUACUUUUGUGGAAAUGCAGUCGGGCUCUGAAAGAUCAACAAAACUGUCGCCUGAACCUUUCAGAAGUUCACAAACUGCCAACACCUCUGCAAGCCAUGUGGGAAGUUCUAGUUUCGUAUCUUUCUGAAUGGCUUUUCCCGGGUUUCCUUCGAGAUAUCCGAGGCCCGGAACCGUCAUAUUGAAUCGACAGGGCACUUUUUCCGCAUCCGCUAGAAUUUCAUCGAGGUCGUAGUAGUUGGACAUAUGAAGUUAUUAGUGAUGUUA
Molecule: messenger RNA, 4212 nt
Organism: Scheffersomyces stipitis CBS 6054
Lineage: Eukaryota; Fungi; Ascomycota; Pichiomycetes; Serinales; Debaryomycetaceae
Gene: CTR9
Exons: 1
Coding region: 17-3379 (1120 amino acids)
Biological process (GO): regulation of DNA-templated transcription
Cellular component (GO): Cdc73/Paf1 complex
Molecular function (GO): RNA polymerase II complex binding
Source: RefSeq, a predicted model, not a curated record